UCAGCUGCGCGAGGAAGGCCAAUCACAAUCAAGGAUUUCGGCACCAAUUUAAACAGAGAGUAAUCACUUCCUGUUUUGGUUGUUAACACACGAGUACACGAUAGAGGAAAGAAAUAUAAGGAAAUGACCAUUUAAACAUAUACAUAGACAUAAAAGGCGGUUUAGGAUUAAACUGAGAGCCUGUGUUGAAGGACACUACUUCCGGUUUAUAUUUAUGUUGCCGUUAGCUGACGGUGACGCCAGUCCGGUAAGUUUUGAACGUUAGAGUCGGUUACAAAUCAGCAUGCCGUCCCGGGUGGAGGACUACGAGGUGCUGCACACUAUAGGCUCCGGUUCAUAUGGAAGAUGCCAGAAAAUAAAGAGAAAAGCUGACAGAAAGAUCCUGGUGUGGAAGGAGCUGGAUUAUGGCACCAUGGCAGAGGGUGAGAAGCAGAUGCUGGUGUCAGAGGUGAACCUGCUGAGGGAGCUCAAACACCCAAAUAUAGUGAGGUACUACGACCGCAUCAUAGACCGGACAAACACCACUCUGUACAUUGUCAUGGAGUACUGCGAAGGCGGCGACCUGUCCAGUCUCAUCAGCCGCUGCAUCAAGGAGAGGCGCUAUUUGGAGGAGCAGUUCAUCCUGCGAGUCAUGGCCCAGCUCACGUUGGCCCUGAAGGAGUGUCACAGGCGGAGUGACGGCAGGGCCACAGUCCUUCAUCGGGACCUGAAACCAGCCAACAUCUUCCUCGACAUCAAGCAGAAUGUCAAACUGGGCGACUUUGGCCUGGCGAGGAUCCUGAACCAUGACACCAGCUUUGCAAAGACGUUUGUCGGGACGCCGUACUACAUGUCUCCAGAACAAAUAAACCGGAUGUCAUACAACGAGAAGUCCGAUAUUUGGUCUCUGGGAUGUCUGCUCUACGAACUCUGUGCCUUAUCGCCUCCUUUUACUGCUUACAACCAAAAAGAGCUGGCAGAAAAGAUCAGAGAGGGCAAAUUCAGAAGGAUCCCGUACCGGUACUCUGAGGAGCUGAACACUCUGCUCGGCAAAAUGCUCAACUUAAAGGACUAUUUGAGACCUUCUGUAGAAUCUAUUCUCCAGAGCAGCCUGCUGAGCGAGGCGGUUGCUGAGGAGCAGAGGAAGGCACAGUCGCGACUCCAAAGGAGAUCAGCUGAUUCUGAUGUUCCUCUCCACAAACCGGCAGAGACGGCGCACGCCUCGGCCACGGAGAUCAGACUGAAGGAGCAGGCGCUGCGGGACCGAGAACAAGCACUGAAAGAACGUGAGGAGCAGCUGGAGAGAAGAGAGCAGGAGCUGUGUGUUCGUGAACGACUUGCAAAUGAGAAGCUCGUGCGAGCGGAGAGUUUGCUGAAGAAUUACAGCCGCCUACAGCACCACAGGGACACGACACCGAUCUAUGACAAAGACAUAGAUGCGGAGAACCUCUCUCCGGGUAAGAAGAAGGUCCACUUUGCUGGCGAGAGCAAAGAGAACCAGCGGCCCGAUGCUCUGCAGAGCGCGCCGUCCCAGGAGCUGGUGCUGCUGAGGAGGCUGCAGGCAGCAGCCCAGCGGAGCCAAGCUCUGAGUGAAAUGGAGAAGAUGUGCCAGCUCAAGAGCAGGCAAAUCCUCGGCCUGCGCUGAUCGCACAGGUGUGACCGUGAAAGCUUCUGAAGGCCUGGAGUCAUAACAACUGGAUGAAAAUGUUCAUGUGUAGCUGUGGAAGUGCAGUGAAUGUGUGUGUGUGUGUGUGUGUGUGUGUGUGUGUGUGUUACUGUCUUAUUUUUAUGUAGCCUGAUGAGUGAGUGUGUUAUCUCGGGCAGCUAAUGCGAUUAUCAAUGUACUGUGUAUAGUUUUUUGCUGUAUUUAUGGCUGUAGACCUUCUUUAGAGACAUCUCUAGAAGAAGGGAGACUAUGUGGAAUGACAUGAUCCUGUGAUGUCAAUAAACAAAGUGAUUAUAUUCAUUACUACAUUAAAGUAGGCAUGAUGUGAUGAUAAAUACUUGUUCUAUACCA
Molecule: messenger RNA, 1996 nt
Organism: Pundamilia nyererei
Lineage: Eukaryota; Metazoa; Chordata; Actinopteri; Cichliformes; Cichlidae
Gene: nek2
Product: NIMA-related kinase 2
Exons: 9
Coding region: 284-1624 (446 amino acids)
Biological process (GO): protein phosphorylation
Molecular function (GO): protein kinase activity; ATP binding
Source: RefSeq, a predicted model, not a curated record